ACCAAAACAAAACACACCACAAUAAUUUCGCUCGUUGCCAAGAAGAACAAGUACAACAACAACAAGACGACGAUGGCAUCGACGGUGCUGCCUCCGUUGCUGGUGCCACACGUCUGCGCCGUGCUGCAGGAUGCGGUUGAUCAGCUGGCUGUUCUGGGAGGACUGAUGCCGGCGAAGCACAAUGAGGGCGGUGGGUUCAUGGACACCAUCGCCGGCGAAGAGAUUACGCGCAUCAUCGAGGAACAGCGCGGAUUGGAGGCAGAAUACGACCAGCUGCUGGCAGAACGAGCGGAACUGGAGGAAGACGAGGACUUGCAGGCGCUCGAAGAAAACGAGAAGGCCUUGCGAGAGAUUGCACAGCGGCUGAAGUUGAGUACCACGCUUCUGUGCAAGAACUUGAAGAGCAAACCCAACUCGCUCGACAACGUCAUGAAGAUCCACAACGACCGCAAGUUUGUGUUGGAUGUACUUGACUCGACCAUCGACAACCUGGUGCACCACAACAGCUACGAGGUGCUGGUGGACCAGGUGGAACAGGAGCGCGAGGAGAACAACGCCAUCACAGAAGUCAUCCAGAAGGAGAGGAAGAGCCGCGAGAUGGUGAAGCAGCUCAAGGCCGAGAUCCAGCGCGUCAAAGACCAGAAGGAACACGACAUCCAAGAACGCAAUGAGCUCAUUGCUCAGCUCAAGGACCAGCGCCAAGAAGCGAGGGUCCGCACGCAAAUGGAAACGGACUACAUUGAGCGAUCAGCACAGGUCUCCGUGCAAAUGGCAAACAAGCGCAAGCAGAUGAGCAAAUCGGAGGUGGAGGAGCGGAUUGCGGCGAUUAAGCAGCAGAUGGAGGAGGAAAAACGCGUCCACGCCGAGCUCGAGACGUUUCUCAAGCGCUCCCACGCUAAACUCGCAGCACAGCUGGACGAGUGGAGCGAGAAGUUUGACCAGGACAACGAGGCGAAGCAGCAGGAGCUGGAGAAGCUGCGCGAUAAGCGCGCACAGGAUCUGGCAAAGCUGCAAGACCUUACAGAGACAUACAACGAAUACGACCGUGUCAUCGCGCAGGAUCGCAAGAAGAAGCUCAAGCUCCAGGAAGACGCCCAGCGGUCUGUGCGGGAGCUUGCUGCUGCAAUUCGACUGCAGGCGUGGUGGCGCGGUAUUCUCGUGCGCCACAAGCUCGGCCCACACAAGGACAAGAAGGCGAAGAAAGGGAAGAAGAGCGGAAAGAAGAAGAAGAAGAAGUAGCUGGCCUGCGCGCGCGUGUUGUUGGUGAUGUUGGUGAUGUUGGUGAUGUUGACACAUAUCUCUGCUUGUGUUGCAAGUGUUGUUUCGUGUCAUCAUGAACGUUGUAACUGGCGA
This is a messenger RNA of Salpingoeca rosetta, 1353 nucleotides long. RefSeq lists its product as uncharacterized. Gene Ontology annotation, biological process: cilium organization. The coding region runs from base 73 to 1239 and encodes 388 amino acids. The record is from RefSeq and is a predicted model, not a curated record. Gene Ontology annotation, cellular component: motile cilium; cytoplasm. Gene Ontology annotation, molecular function: protein binding. The transcript is spliced from 12 exons. NCBI's taxonomy places the organism in Eukaryota, Choanoflagellata, Craspedida, Salpingoecidae.